Molecule: messenger RNA, 288 nt
Organism: Morchella importuna
Lineage: Eukaryota; Fungi; Ascomycota; Pezizomycetes; Pezizales; Morchellaceae
Exons: 2
Coding region: 1-288 (95 amino acids)
Source: RefSeq, a predicted model, not a curated record
AUGAUUCGAGUCUUUCAAAGCACGGUUUUUUGCGCUCAAGAGUUUAAUUUGAUCGAUGCUGUCAGAAUUAGCCUGCUCGAGAAUUUUGAUCUUAUUUCCCAGUGGAGAACUUUCUUCUUGAAGAGAGAUAAGACUUUGGGCAGUGGAUGUAGCAUUCAAGACGAGUGUUGUGAGGGAUUCUUGAGUUCGGAUGUCCCCAGUAGCGGUGCAUCUGCGGAGGCAGUCUGUGAGACUAUCGAUAGGCUACGAUUGUUCGGCGGACUCAUGGCUAGUUUGAAAUCUGUAUGA